GCUGCUGGGGCUUCCAGCAGUGCACCCUCUAGCCGCCAACUGGAGGACCGCGUUGACCACGUAGUGGCAAUGCUCGGCGACAUCAGCACGUUCGCUGCGCCGACCACCACCAUCAGCAGUCAGCUGCAUACAUUGAAGACCGAGGUCCAGCAGCUGCAGACGACGAACGCAAAUGGCAAUCCGAAGAUGUAUAAGAUGCCAACAUUCACUCUGGAGAGGUUCGACCACCACACGCAGCAGGAUCCGGCCCUCUGGUGGGAAGCAUUCACAACGCAACUCAGGAUUCUGCCCGUAGACAAGCAUGCGUAUAUCGGCGCCCUGUUCCUGAACUCAAAGGGCGGAUGCCAGACCUGGUUGACCCAUCUGGCAACCUCCCACGGCGUCGACGUACCAGACUUGAAGGACGUAAUCACAUGGGAGGAACUGACACAGCUGUGGAAGAAGCGGUUCAUCGUCGACGACGCGCCAGCACUCGCCAUCAACCGACUGUUCACCAUGUCAACACAGCAACACGGGACUGGCUCACGGACUUCGCCGCAAUCUAUCGCCGGGGAUUCGACGUCAUGGUCAAGAGUUGAUGAGCUCGACCCAUUGAGGUUCACGAACUUCCAGUGGAUGCCCGUUCCCUCCACCGGACGAUUGCCGAAACCGCAUUGCAACGUGCUUAUGGCACAAUUGCGGGACUACUUGCACACUGCAGUACCAGCUCCGUUGAUGGACGCCGGAGCAGAGGUUGUCGACCUUCACGUUUACAUCGCGAAGAUCGACCGCGAGUUCAAGACGCAACGGUACGACGACAUCGACGCACCAUUGUUAUACGUACACAUUCAGAUCGGAGAGGCGACCUGCAGUGCCUUGAUCGAUUGCGGAGCAUCUCGCAACUACAUCAGCCAGGACUUCAUGGUACGCGCCAGCCUUGGCCCACGUGUCCGGAGGAAGUCCCAGCCUAUGCAAGUCACUCUGGCAGACGGUCAUACGCACAAGUCCAUCGACCGAUGCAUUGACGCCAUCCCAGUGUACUUUGCGCCACACGCAAGUGAGGCGGUGUCCUUUGACAUUCUGGACACCAAAUUCGACAUGAUCUUGGGCAUGUCAUGGCUGCGAAGCGAGGAUCACCCGGUGAACUUCUUCAACCACACCGUUCACGUUCGUGAUUGGAACAGAGUAUUAGUUCCAUGCACGGUGCCUCUUCCUCAUCCUUCGAUCAGCUGCCACGUGGUAUCCGCCGCAAGCAUGCGAGCUUCCAUCAUCAGAGACGACAUCGAGGAGAUGGGGGUGUGCUUUCUCCACGCCCUCCCGCCACAUGACGCUUCAUCGACGGACUCACCUUCGGAUCCACGCAUCAUCGAGCUUCUCGACGCCUACAGCGACGUGUUCGAAGGCCCGCACGGAGUAGUACCGGAUCGACCCAUCCGCCACGAGAUCAUCCUCGAGGACGGGGCCUUACCUCCGCGCGGUUGCAUCUACCGAAUGAGCGAAGAAGAGUUAAGUGUGCUUCGGGCACAACUCGACGACCUUCUAGAGACAGGCUGGAUUCGGCCUAGCUCAUCGCCAUACGGUGCUCCUGUUCUCUUCAUCCGGAAAAAGAACAAGGACCUGCGGUUGUGCAUCGAUUAUCGCAAGCUCAACGCGCAGACGAUCAGGAACGCCGGCCCUCUCCCACGCAUCGACGACCUUCUCAAGCGAUUGGGCGGCGCCCAGUUCUUCUCUAAGAUGGAUCUCAAGUCAGGGUACCACCAACUCGAGAUUCGCAAGGAGGAUCGCUACAAGACCGCGUUCAAGACACGGUAUGGGCAUUUUGAAUGGCUGGUCAUGCCAUUUGGCCUUACGAAUGUCCCAGCCACUUUCCAAGCGGCUAUGACGACGGAGUUCCGACACAUGCUGGAUCGUUUCGUACUUAUCUACCUCGACGACAUUCUGGUUUACAGCCGGAGUCUGGACAAGCAUGUGGAACACCUGCGCACCGUUUUGGAGCAGCUACGACAGGCCAAGUACAAAGCAAACCGCGACAAGUGCGAGUUCGCACAGUCAGAUUACCUGGGUGCGCUGAUUUCUGAGUUUGGCUUAUCUAAGGAUGUGACCCAAUCUUUGGCGGAAGCCUACAAGGAAGAUCCCAUCACGAUGGACAUCAUCAACAAACUGCAGGCCAAAGACAAGGUCACCACUGACGAGUUUGUGAUGGUGGAUGUGUUACUCUUUCUUGAAAAGGCAGGGUUCAAAAGACCGGCAGGCACAACCUCCAAAGCGAGCAAUCGGCAACGCAGUGCAGGGUCUGUGGCGAAGCAGCCGUACGACCCGAGGUUGUAUGCACACCUGCCUUCUCACGAGAUUCCUCUGCCACCGUCGGAUGACGAGGGGAGAGAUGCCAGGUCGUCGACUUUGCUGUUGGGAAGUGGUUCGACGCAGGAAUGGGCGGUGACGCAGUCGUACGGCAGCAGGCGGGUGGAGACCCCGUGGUCUUACACGAACGAGGGGUUGUGCGACGACGACGGCAAUGCAGCGGUUGAUCUCAGCUUCCAGUUGUCCAGCAGCAGUGGAGCAGCGGCAACGCACACUCGGAUCAUCAAUCCCCACGCGGGUUGGGAUUGCGCGGACAACACGCACGGUGGUGUCUGCGGGCCGCGAGACGGCGGUCUGCCUCAAUCGCUUCGUGAAGGUGGUGGUAAUCGGAAUGAUUCGACGACGAUCGUCGGAGGAGGAGUCGGUGCGCGUGAACGUCCGGAGUGGAUGUUGUUGUCACCUGCUUCACGAACCGGAUCCGGCGCUCCUCCUGGACGGCAGCGGCCGGAGGAUUUACGUGAGGGAGGUGCGGACGUGCACCACGACAGCAGGCAGCUGUGGGCAGAGUGGAGGCAGGCCUUGCAUCAACGUGGAACGAAGACAAUCACGAGAGGGGUGCAACGGCUCCACGUGGACGAAGGGGACGAAGCGGCUGUUGAGGAGGCCCAGGGGUGGGACGACGUUGACGGUGACGACGAUUGCAACUCCGACGAUUUGCCAGACAUUAGGCCGCUUGGGAGGAAGGCGACGAACGGUGGAGCGAGUGCGAGGAAGGGUCCCGCUACGAAAACUCGACGGAGCAAGAAAAUGGAUGACGACAUAGGCCGGAGCGAUGGCGAGGGCGGAUAAAAUUUCUGGUCAGUCGGAGACACGAUCGCACUCGUCAGGGCAAAAAGGGAUCAG
Chara braunii is the source of this 3183-nucleotide messenger RNA. NCBI's taxonomy places the organism in Eukaryota, Viridiplantae, Streptophyta, Charophyceae, Charales, Characeae. The record is from the annotation of a GenBank genome assembly.